UGUGACUAAAAGAUUGUAAAGAGUUGUCACAAAAUCUCCUGUAAAUGGAUAUAUAAACAUAAUAUUUAAAGUAAACGUGCAUCAUUAAGACAAGUCAGAAGGCUAUAGAUAGAAGCACUGAGACACCAUUCUUCAGGAAAGACAAGAGUGAUAUAGCUCUUGGAGAUGUCUGCUGGUUAUAUUGACUUCCCAACAUAGACUUCAGGACGAUAACGGAGUGCUUCACCCAGCUAUAAUCUGAAAUCACUAAAGUUCUAGUCUCCAGAGGAAGUCUAGAAUUAACUUUCUAGGAAGUUGUAGGCUGCUAAUUUAAUUGGCAGAAACAAGAAAAUACUCAUGAUGGGCACAAGGAGACCGAUGAACCGUGUACCCUCUGGGAACGGAAGGUACUAUGACUCCCAUGGAAGUAGUAAUGGGAGUACAAGUGACAGUGAAGACAGUAAUGGUUCCGUCUAUACUCCCCGGGCAGACAGCAGAAGCUACCUGCUCAAUGUGAGGCCUGAGAACAGCCGAUCGAGUGUCAGUCGGUAUUCUCAAUACACACCUCCAAGGACUACAUUCUGCAAUAUAAUAUCCCAGCUGACUGAAGAGACACAGCCAUGUUUUGAGACAACAUUAAAACCCAGGGCUGUGUCAGAAGGAUCAGAUGCUAAGUUUAUCUGUAUGGUAACAGGAUAUCCAGAACCUGAGCUUACAUGGUACAAAGAUGAUGAAGAAAUGGAUCGAUAUUGUGGUUUGCCAAAAUAUGAAAUUUUGCGCAAUGGAAAGCGUCACACUUUACAAAUUUAUAAGUGUACAGAAGAAGAUGCUGCAAUCUAUCAAGCCUCAGCAAGAAAUAACAAAGGUAUUGUGUCCUGUUCUGGAGUAUUAGAGGUUGGAACAAUGACUGAAUACAAAAUCCACCAAAGGUGGUUUGCAAAACUGAAGAGAAAAGCAGAAGCCAAAAUGCGUGAAAUUGAGCAGAGCAGAAGAAAAGUUAAGGAAAAUCUGGAUCAAAGUGACAGAUUGAGAGCAUUAAGUCCUGAAAGAAUACCUAUGAAAAGGAGAUUCUCACCAGAAAAAAAAGAUGCAGCAAAGGAGGUUCAUGUUCCAGAUCCAAACUCAAGGCUUCAAGAUGUAGUAACAAACACAAAGGAGCAACCACAUAAUGUGGUCAAUGGCUUCCAUCCAAUGGAAACACAACAGAAAGAAGAGAUGACCACCAAUGGUUACACUUUGCCUGAAAACAUUGAGGAAAAUGGUAAGGAAUUCCUUGCAUAUGUCUAUGAAACAGUGGAAGUCAUAACCAAAAAAUCUACACCAAAAGAGUCUUAUGCAAAAAAGAAGAAAAAAGAGGAAGAGCCUCCUUUAAGUACAAAAGACUCUACAAAAGUGGAGAUAAAUCAGGGAACUGCCAAGAAAACAGAUGGUGUAAGUCCCCCUCCUAGAAGAAUCCGAUUUGGUAAAGAUGUCACCAAGACAACAGUGGAAGAAAAGAUGAAGGCUCAGACACCACCUAUUACAGUGAAUAAUAAAAGAUUUACACCUUCCAUUCUAUCUAAUAAAUCAGCAAAAACAGCUGUAACAAAAGAUGCCAAAAGAAUGAAAGAUAACAUUGUGCCCAGUAAGAAGGAUGAAGACUCUUCUAUUCCAAAGCCAGCUGAUGAGCAAAGUAAGGAUAAUGUCAACUUUUCCUUAAAGGACAUGUACUUUGAUAACUCAAUGUCACAACCUGAAGUUAUAAAACCUCUUGACCAAGUCAAGAAGACUAAAACCGAGAUUCAACCAGAUGUGAUUCCUGUAAAUCCAUCAACUCAAGUACAAGUAAAAACACCAAUAGUAGCCCCAAGGCGUUCAAAAGAGCAAAGAGAGCUAUCUGUUGGGCGCAAACCUCCACCAACAUCAAGCCCAAAAAAUGAAUUUUCUUUACCUAAACCAGUUUCAAACCUUAAACAGAAUAUACGCGACUCUAAGCCAAACAAUGAACCACCAAAAACAGCUGCAGAUAAUUCAAAAGGUUCUUCUAAAGUUGUGCCCUGCAAAACAGGUGAUGAGGCUGAGCCAAAGCUAAAUAAAGUAGAAUCCGAAGUGUUAGUCCCUUCUAAUGUAUCUACUGAGGACAAAUCACAAAAGGCUAGUAGAGAUGAAAGUGCAAGUCCAGGAGAAACACAUGAGCACCCAGCCUCGGAGAAGAACAGGAUAUCCUCAGAAGACCCCAAUGAGGAAAUGACAAGAACACAGACAUUACAGAAGCUGCAGGUUUUAGAAAUGGAAUAUAUGGAAUUGCAAAAAGCAUAUGCCCUUCUACAGAAACAACUUGAACUUAGCCAGAAGGCAGAAGCAGCACAAAAGAUAAGCAAACUCUCAGAUGGAGCACAAAACAAUGAAAACUCAACGACUGACCCCAAUAAUGAAAAGAAUGUACAAAUACAAGAAAAUACAGACAACGAGAUUACUUUGAUAAAAUGUCCAAGUUUACCAGUGCAGGUGCAUAUGGAGACGGACAUGUCUACAGUAUUAGAAGUUACACAAGAUUCGAAUAAGACUAAACAAAAUGAACAGUCUCAAUCAAAUGACGAUAUGUCUUCAGACUCCAUUAUUGAAUGUAGCUUAGAAGAAAGCUCAGAUGCGAAACAUGGAAACACAGAUGACAUCCAAAAAAUGGAUGCUAUGAAAAAAGUAUCUGAACCAAUAGAGGUUUCAAGAGAGACUACAGAUAUAGUAAGUGAAAAGGUUUUAUUUACGGACGAGGACAUUUCUGAAGACAGUUUAAAGGAACAUAUUGUACACACCAGUAAUGUAGAAAUGUUGGAGGAUGUGAAAGAAGAGGUAGCUAAGGAAACUGUAGAAAGAUUGGAUGAACCGAUUGAAGAGGGUAUACCCAUGUGCUCCUCCAAUGAAACAGAAAUGACAUCAGAGGAACUAAACCAUGAUGAAAUGAAAAAAGAUGUAAUUUUAUCAAGUACAGUGUUACAAGACACUCAAACAGAAGUAAGUAUUUCAGAAAUUCCUAAGGAGAGCCUAAAUAUUGAUAUUUCUAAGGAUAGUUCACAGCUGCCACCAAGUGAACAAAGUGAUCAAUCUGUAGCAACACUUCUUCGUGAUGUGAAAAAAGCUCUAGAGUCUGGUGUAGCAAGUAGCACUGGUAGUUCUGUAGACCCUGCUUCUUUACAUUCUUCACUGGCUUCACCCCAGUCUGGGGAGGAGAAUGAAGCAGAAGAAAUCCAAAUUAUACCACAAAAAGAAAGCAUAUGUAGUCAAGAAUUACUGGAACCAGGAACUACAAGCGCAUACCAGAAGGAGACAAAAACUGAGACAAAUGUACGUAGCAGUGGGCUAAGCACUACUUCCCAUCAAGAUCACCACAAAGAUGAACAUAAUAUGUCUAAACAGAAAGAAAAGCAAGAUCACAGUUUGGUUACAACUCUUAAGAAUUCAUUGCUAAUGUUAUUACACAUAAAAACUCCAGAUGUAGAUAAGACAGAUGAAGAAAGUCAAACACAUAUGGGUGAUGCUCAGUCAGACUCCUCUGAAGAAAUGCAUUCACCUCAAUUGAGCUUAAGUCCACCAAGCACCAGAAAAAUACAUGAAUAUGGCAAAGAAAGUGACUCACCACAAAGUAUAGAGAGCAUGCAUUCCAGUUCCUCAUCAGGUAAGCUCACUCCAGCCUCGGAGGAAAACAUUGUACAGAAUGUGGAUUCCUUGCAAACAAGUCCAACCAUUCCUAGAAGAGUAAUUGAAAUAUCAAAAAAAGAAGACCUUAUACAUCACGUUGAGAGCGCACCGCAAAGUCCAGUAACCCCUAGGCGGAGUUCAAAAGUUGUAACAGAGAAGACUGUUUUAAGUAAGGAAGAUCUCAGUUUUAGUCCAGCCACAUCAAGAAGAAUAGCAGCUAAAAUUGCUUUAGGUACAGAUCCUACUGUUGCAUUAACUGUGCCAUCUAUAGUUGUUGGUAAUGAUCUACCAGGUGAAAAAACCCUUGGAAGUAUGCUUUCUGUUCCUCCAAGAGAUAACAGUCGAAAAUGGAGGUCUACUGAAAAUUUAUCUCUGAUUCCUUCGGCAACACCAGAGGAACUGGCUUUGGGUGCACGCCGUAAAAUCUUUCUCAACAAGACUAAACUGAACAAUGAAGAACCUGGAAAUACAGGUUCCCUUACACCUCCAUCUAGAAAAGAGAGCCCCAAUGUGUCUCCUGGAUUAUCUAGAAGAAACAAUACUCUCUCGGUUACCCAGUCUCCUCCUGUUGAAAGACGUUCCCCUGGGACAAUCAGGAAAAUGGCAAUGCUUGAAGUUCCCAAGAUAUAUGAAGAAGACAUCGGAAUGACAGAUUCUAGUUCUCAGGAGCCAAAAGAUGUAGGCCAUACAUCUAAAGAUGAAACACUCCCUACAGAAACAAAAAAGGUCAAUGAUCCUUACAAAGCUCCACAGGUGAUUCGGAAGAUCCGGGCAGAACAAUUUUCUGAUGCCUCUGGAAAUUUAAAACUCUGGUGUCAGUUCUUUAACAUUUUAAGUGACUCAGGCAUAACCUGGUACAAAGAUGAAAUUCAGGUGGCAAAAGUAAAAAGAAGCUCUGGAGAUGAAGGACAGGUGGCACUUGCUAUUGUACAAGUAUCUGUGAAGGACUGUGGAGUCUAUCAGUGUACCAUAGAGAAUGAAUAUGGAUCUGAUUCCACAGACUGCCUCCUAAGUGCAGAGAUUUUGUCUGGAUUUAUUUCUAAAGAAGAGGUUGAAGUUGGAGAAGAAAUAGAGAUGACACCAAUGGUUUUUGCCAAGGGAUUGGCUGACUCUGGCUACUGGGGAGAUAAGUUUUUUGGAAGAAUAGUAAUGGAAAAUCCGCAUGUUGGAAAUGGAUUCCUGAGAAAGUCCUGCAGAGUGAAAGUGAUUUAUGGGUUGGAACCAAUGUUUGAAUCAGGGAAAACCUGCAUAAUCAAAAUCCGAAACCUAAUCACGUUUGGGACCAAAAAUGAAAGCACCUUAGUGGAGAAGAAUUAUGAUAUCACUAUUCAGGAAUGUAAAAUUCAGAACACUACCAGAGAAUAUUGUAAGAUAUUUGCUGCUGAAUGUAGAGGGGUCCCCAACUUUGGAAAGUUUCCAGAGAUCUUACCUCUGAACUUGAUUUACCGUCCUGCCAAUAAUAUCCCCUAUGCUACCAUAGAACAGGACCUGGAAGGCAGAUUUGAGAAGUACUGUAUCAGAGAUCUUACGGGAAAAUUACACAUGAAGAAUAGUACAGAAAUUGAGCAGAAAUGCUGCACUUUUCAGCACUGGGUGUUUCAGUGGACAAAUGGGAAUUUCCUUGUCACCACUCUAGAAGGAGUUGGAUGGACUCUAACCAAUAUAGGAAUUUCCACAAAAUCCAAAGGGUAUCAAGGACUAAAAGAGAGCUGCUGUCCUGAGGUCCUAGAUGAAUUUCUUUCAGUUCACCAGUGCAAUAGUUAUUGUGAAAUGCUGGGACUGAAGCCUCUAAAAGCUACUGAAGGUCUCCAACCUCCCUCAAAGCCAAAGGGCUCAAGAAGUCCUCAGAUGGGAAGGAAAACUGGCUCUGCUCAGUCAAGCCCACAGAUACAAAAGAAAGUCAUGUCAAGCCCACAAACUGCUAGAAAAGGUGGUGUCAGUCCUAAAUCCACGCGGAAAGCUGUAGAGAUGGGAGAUCCACAAUCAGGUCCUAAAAACAAAGGAAGUGAAGGGUUAACAAUUCCGAAACCACAAUAAAUCCUGAAAACAUCCCAUUUAGUAACAUGCUAUACCUGGACUCGACGGCAACUAUUAUUUUCUAGAAUAAAUUAAGCAGACGUAAGAGAUGCACUAACUUUCUUCUCUGUUUUAAUAUACCAUAACAGACGGCUGUAGACAGCCUGGACUGUGUGGGAUGUCUCUGAAAAUGAAGGUGAGCAGUAAAGGUGCAUUUACACUUGCCACAAAGACUAUGUACUGUAAAGAAGAGAUCUAUAUUUGCUACUGUGAUGCCUAAAGGAGCAUUGUGUUUCAAGACAAAACAACAAUUUUAAUAUCCAAUGUGAAAAACUAAAUGUGGACUGCAAAUAUUUGUAUAGUAAAUGCAAGGUUAAAUGCACCUCCUCUACACAUUUGGCUGUAUAGUCAUCAUGUACGACUAAUGGAUACUAUUGCACAAAAUCCAGAACAUUUUCUGUUUACCUCAUGACUCAAAUCUACUAAGCCACCCUCUUGUUUUGAUUUAUGACACAACAGUACUGGCAAGGAAGUGAUUUUAAGUAGACUGGUAAAAGGCUACAUAAGUGUUAAUCCAGGCUUUCAUGUAAAUUCUAAUUUUUUUUAGCUGGAAAUUGCCAGGCUACUACAGAUAGUACCCGAUCUGGGAUGCCAUCAUAAUUUUUACAAUCAAUGUCUCCUCUCCUGUGCUAUGGCUUCCUCUGAUUGCUAAGAAAUAGACCAUCACAGUUUAUUCUUCGGAGAAAGUGUGGUCUUUUUUGCACUGGCACAUGUUGUGUUUACUACAUCUCAGGGUGUAUUUCCCAAGGUCAAUCAUUAGAUAUGUCUUCUAAACCAUAUUUCUAUGGGUUUCUACAUUAUGCGGGUAAUGUUAAAUACAGGAGUUAUUCAUAAUGUAGAUCCUCACAAACCUCAGUUCUUCAAAGACACAUAUUGGUUCUAGUAAUAUCACGGUUCGGAUUGUUUACUGAACCCUAAAUCCCUUUGGGCUGGUUUGGUGUCUUUCCAAACUCUUUCUUGUUCAAAAAUGCAUUUCAUAAAAUUCAGAAAAUACGUAAAGCAUCUAAUUUUCAUGAUUGUUUGAUAACUGAGCCCAAGAGAAACAUGCUUGACAUCAAAAAUACAAUCUAUGCUACUAGCUUUGCAUGAAACUAGGCUUUUGGUAUCGCUGGAACCUUACUCCAACAACAAAACCAAUUUUCUAUAAUCUAGUAACAAUUAAAUAUUGGGCAAAUGGUGGUAUUUUCCACCCAGAUCUUCCCUUUUGCAUCUACUUCCUUUUCGCUGGAUGUCAAUAAUAGUAACAAUGGCGGCUAUGGCUAUAUGGACAGAAUAGGUGUUAUAACAACACAGAGGACCUUCCAUAAUGCAGACAACAAUAGCAAGAUGGCUUAUAAACUCUUUAUAAGAACAGGCACCAAACAUAGGGAGAUGAAAGGUCAGAUGAAUAAAAAUAGAAUAUUGUAUAGAGUUUGUGAUGUUUUUUUGUUUUUUUUUCCAUUACUGGUGCACAUGUUGUGGAGGUAGGCUUUGAGUCUGAAGUAGAUUAUUAUUUCAAUGACCUCAUCUAACUCUGGAAUUUUAUUAUAUUAGAGUGGUGCGCCCCAACUAGUGACUUGGGAGCCACCUGUGGUCCUCUAGUCUUCUAUAUGUGGCUCCCUAAAUGGUUGUAGACCUAGAAACUGUUGUGCCCUAGUAGCACCAGGGAUGCCAUAAUAUUACCAAAACAUGCUUUGGGGUCAAAUUCAAUUGUCUGUUACUAUCGGAGUAACUAUGUCAUAUCUUUAUAGUGGUUUUUCCUUUUUUUACUCCACCCCUAGACAUCUUAUCCCCUAUAUAAAGGAUAUAUUGCUGGGGACCCCCGCAAUAUAGCAUGCGACACCCACCUGUAACUGCUUCCGGAAGCGCUGGAGGGUCUCUGGCUAAUUCCUCCCGACCACGGGGACGGAAGUUUGUCAUGCCCCGCCCCGCCCCCUCAAUGCAAGUCUAUGGGAGGGGGCGUGACGGCCAUAGACUUGCAUUGAGGGGAUGGGGCGUGAUGUCACACGGGGGCGGAGUUGUGACAUCACAAACUUCUGUUCCCGUGGUUGGGACCCAGACCCUCCAGCGCUUCCGAAGCAGAAAAAGGUGGGUGCCGCAUGCUAUAUUGUGAGGGGCCCCCAGCGGCAGGACCCCCGCGAUUAGACAUCUUGUCCCCUAUCCUUUGGAUAGGGGAUAAGAUGUCUAGGGGUGGAGUACCCCUUUAAUACCCCGUGUGACUUAAUGCAAUCUGUCAUCUAUAAUAGUGACUGUCUUCUAGGGUAUACAUUUUAAAGCAUUUUAAUAAUUUCCCAAAAGCAAGGUGCUGAUAAACCAAGAUCAAUCCAGUCAGUGGGAAAAUAAACCAAAAUCCAUUUCACUUAGACGUGUAGAGAUGCUUCAAAGAGGUUAAAUGUCCCUCCACUAUGUAAGAAGACACCAGUGACACCUCUGAUUUUAUUGUAUUUCACUCUAUAAUUAAAAUGUUUGGUUUAUGUAUUAUCUGCCCUUGGCUAGAGUGAGAAUAAAACGACAAACGUAACUUUCUUUAUUACCUAUCAAACAGAACCACUGUAAAGACUUCUCGUGUCUUCUCCUGUAUUUAGCCUUGUCAUAUAUAGUGGUUCAUGCUCAUGUCAUGAACACAAAAUAUGUGGAUUACAAGGAUAAUUGAUAUGAUGUAACUUGUGCUUUGGAACCUCAUUUGUUGCUUGUUAGGGAUUUUGGAAUGUUAUAGAAAUCAGAUAAAUAAAACAUUUUAUUUCAGGGUUUUGAGCUAUUAUUGGUACCUCAACGUAACUAAAGCAAGCCCAUUUGGCUACGAAAUUAUGUGUGGUGCUCAGAAGGCAAAGUGACUAUGAAAAUACUGCCAAUCUAUGUAAAUCAUGUCAUUUACUGUUCCUGUAAACUCCCCUUUUAUUGAUCCCUUUCAAUAUGUUGAUAAUCCCAAAUAUUCCAUUAUGGUUUCAAACGAUUUUCAGUAUGUCAGAUGCAGACAUUGGAGAUGCAUGUUUUGCAGAGGGUGGUCAUGCACUUAACUUGUGACCAAACUUCUGUUAAAUAUAUUCAGGACUGUGAAAUUCUAUAUCACAGUGCACAGAAUAGUCACUUUGCCUUAGGUUCUGUGCUUUUUAUCAUUGUGGUUGUAUUUACUUUUUUCGUGAGACCUUUUGUGUUUAUUUGCACAUUUCUUUGGUGUAUGAGAAUCCUUGAAGCACUUCAUUAAAAU
Messenger RNA from Hyla sarda, 8917 nucleotides. It is a transcript of the gene ALPK3, whose product is annotated as alpha kinase 3. Lineage: Eukaryota; Metazoa; Chordata; Amphibia; Anura; Hylidae. The transcript is spliced from 16 exons. Gene Ontology annotation, cellular component: nucleus. Gene Ontology annotation, molecular function: protein serine/threonine kinase activity; ATP binding. The record is from RefSeq and is a predicted model, not a curated record. Bases 337 to 5691 code for a protein of 1784 amino acids. Gene Ontology annotation, biological process: protein phosphorylation; cardiac muscle cell development.